CUCUCUCUCUCUCUCUCUCUCUCUCUCUCUCUCUCUCUCUCUCUCUAUAAUCUCUAUCUCUGUAGUGGAGGAAGAAACAAAGCAAUCUCUCUUUCCCUCUCUGGGUGAGGAAGAAAAAACCAAUCUAUCAUCUCUCUCUCAACUGGAUAGAGGAAAAAGAAGACCCCUCUCUCUCCAUUUCUCUUUAGAGGAAGAAAAGACCUUCCAUUUGGUGCUCUCUCUCAAUCCGUCUCCUUCUCUUCCCCAUCGGAUCAUCAGAUCUGUUCCCCCCUGCCACCGAUUGGUCUCGCUCCCCGGAGCACUAAGAACACGAUGCGCAAGGCCGGGGCUCGGGGCGCUGCCACUGCCGACCCGUCUGCCGCGAUGCCCUGGCCAUCAUCUGCUGCUGCCGCUGCCGGUGGCACCCCUAAGGAAGUCGGAAUACGCUUCCGUGGUGUCCGCAAGCGGCCAUGGGGUCGCUUUGCUGCUGAGAUCCGCGACCCGUGGAAAAAGAGCCGCGUAUGGCUUGGCACCUUUGACACAGCUGAGGCUGCUGCCAGGGCCUACGACGCUGCCGCCCGCUCCCUCCGCGGUCCGAAAGCCAAAACCAAUUUCCCUUUGCAUCAUCAUCCUUCAUCUCUCCCGAACAUCGCCACCACAGAUGCUCCCCUUCCCUCUCUCCUCCCCCCCUCUAAUGCCGCCCCUGCUGUAAGCACGAGUACAACUCUGAGCUCGACAGUGGAGUCAUUUAGUAGGCCACGUCCCCCACGGCUGCAGUCGUCGAAGGCCCCUGCGGUUUCUCAGGCUCAUCAAGACCCAUCGCACAGCGACUGCGAUUCGUCGUCGUCAGUGGUCGAUGACACAAGGAGACCCUUGUUGUUCAUCGACCUCAACCUCCCUCCUCGUGACGAAGAGGACGAGGAGCUUGAGAGCGUGGCUCUGCGUCUCUGAUGAUUGAAGCUCUGAUCGUUGUUGUCUGCCUCUCUUUGGAUCUUUCUCCCUCUCUCCUUUUCUUCUCUUGUUUUCUCUGUGUUGUAUUGUAUUUACAUGAGGGUUGCUGGGUGGGAGUGAUCUGAUCUCCUUUCCCUGCAUGCCCCUGUUUUUACGGAUGAGAUUAUUAGAUGAAUGAUUUGGAGUGGAGCUUUGAUAUGCA
This is a messenger RNA of Amborella trichopoda, 1132 nucleotides long. RefSeq names its product ethylene-responsive transcription factor 3. Gene Ontology annotation, molecular function: DNA binding; DNA-binding transcription factor activity. The record is from RefSeq and is a predicted model, not a curated record. Gene Ontology annotation, biological process: regulation of DNA-templated transcription. NCBI's taxonomy places the organism in Eukaryota, Viridiplantae, Streptophyta, Magnoliopsida, Amborellales, Amborellaceae.